AUGUCAGACACUUUGUCCGCAUACACCCAGAAUAUCAGUCCGCCAUCUCCGAGUCUACUCGAGUCCUUUCCCUUCCUCUCUGAGGACUUGCCUUGGCCUGGUGGAAUGGAUCUAUCGGCCUGGCCGCCGCAUAAUCUGCCCACGACUCCACAAUCGACAGUUUGGCUCGACCCGGCCGUGCUCGAAUCCAUGACACGAUUGAGCAAAGGAACAGAGCCGCAUAUCAUUCCAGAGAGUGUGGCGACCGUCACCGACGAUGAGCAGCUGCUUCGUCUUCUUGCGAUGCAGAAAACAUUGGUUCAUCUCCUUCAAGUGCUCCGCAGCCGCGAGAAAAUGCAACAGAGGUCUUUCCACCCUCCGCUUUCCGAUAUUAUCGACGACGCUUACGGGAUCACGGGAGAGCUUGUGGACAUUGUCCUCGACUUAGCACACGUCAGCGCCGAAGAGAGGAAUCGAACGACCCUAGACAUUCGCUCUCCACCCAGGCCGGACUUGUUAGGGGGCUCUCUCGUCAUACCGCAGCCAGACGUGGCCACCAUACUCCUUGUCCUGAGCUGCUACUCAAGCUUGAUUAGCAUUUACAGCUUGCUGGCGGAUUUGCUACAAAAUCAUCUCUCUCUUACGCCCAGUGGUGAAGAGUCAGUGCGCAGUCCAGAAUCCUCCGACCUUCCGUCUUCCCCAGAUAACGUGGCAUUGCUACCUUUGCCUAUCAUCAGCAUUGGUCGCUUGAAGCUAGCAUUGCCGCAGAGUGACAUUGCCGGAAUUGACCUUCGGAUUAUCCCCACGAUCUUGCACCAUCUAAAGAAGGCGAUGGAAGUUGGCGCAGCGAGACUCUACCACUCUACCUCCCCGGGGAACACGGGAGUCGAGGAGCGGGCACCUGGUUCAGGAAAGCUAGAGCCCUUGGCUAGUUUCAUACACAUAGCCUUGUCCGGACUGGAAUUGCAAAAACGUUACAAUUGA
Messenger RNA from Aspergillus calidoustus, 963 nucleotides. The record is from the annotation of a GenBank genome assembly. Lineage: Eukaryota; Fungi; Ascomycota; Eurotiomycetes; Eurotiales; Aspergillaceae.